UGAAGAUGCCGGAAAGUAACUUCGCAGAGGGCAGCGACAGAAGCGAGGAGCAGGUGUCUGGUGCUACAGUCAUCGCCCAGGCCCUGAAAACGCAAGACGUGGAGUACAUGUUCGGCAUCGUAGGCAUCCCAGUGACCGAAAUUGCCAUUGCCGCCCAGGAGCUGGGCAUCAGGUACAUCGGGAUGAGGAACGAGCAAGCGGCUUGUUAUGCUGCCUCCGCAGUUGGAUAUCUGACAGGCAGGCCAGGAGUAUGCCUUGUUGUUUCUGGCCCGGGUCUCAUCCACGCCUUGGGUGGUAUGGCAAAUGCAAACAUGAACUGCUGGCCAUUGAUUGUGAUUGGUGGUUCCUCUGAAAGAAAUCAAGAAACAAUGGGGGCCUUCCAGGAGUUUCCUCAGGUUGAAGCUUGUAGAUUAUAUAGCAAGUUCUCUGCUCGGCCAAGCAGCAUAGAAGCUAUUCCAUCUGUUAUCGAAAAGGCAGUUAGGAGCAGUAUCUAUGGUCGUCCAGGUGCUUGCUAUGUUGACAUACCUGCAGAUUUUGUGAACCUCCAGGUGAAUGUGAAUUCUAUAAAGUACGUGGAGUGCUGCAUGCCACCUCCUGUUAGCAUGGCAGACACCUCAGCUGUCUGUAUGGCAGCAUCUGUUAUUAGGAAUGCCAAGCAGCCCCUUCUUAUCAUCGGGAAAGGUGCUGCUUAUGCCCAUGCAGAGGAGAAUAUCAGGAAAUUGGUGGAGCAGUGUAAAUUGCCAUUUUUGCCCACCCCUAUGGGGAAGGGUGUUGUCCCUGACAACCAUCCAAACUGUGUAGGUGCAGCCAGAUCGAGGGCUUUGCAAUUUGCUGAUGUAAUUGUGUUGUUUGGUGCCAGACUAAAUUGGAUUUUACAUUUUGGACUGCCUCCAAGAUAUCAGCCAGAUGUGAAGUUUAUCCAGGUUGAUAUCUGUGCAGAAGAAUUGGGAAAUAAUGUAAAGCCUGCUGUGACUUUGCUAGGAGACAUAAAUGCUGUCACUAAGCAGCUUUUAGAACAAUUUGAUAAAAAACUGUGGCAGUACCCUUCAGAGAGCAAGUGGUGGAAGACACUGAGAGAAAAAAUGAAGAGAAACGAAGCUGCGUCCAAGGAAUUAGCUUCCAAAAAAUCCCUGCCUAUGAAUUAUUACACAGUAUUCUAUCAUGUUCAAGAACAACUACCCAGAGACUGUUUUGUGGUAAGUGAAGGAGCAAAUACUAUGGACAUUGGACGCACUGUGCUUCAAAACUACCUUCCCCGUCAUAGGCUUGAUGCUGGUACUUUUGGAACAAUGGGAGUUGGUUUGGGAUUUGCUAUUGCAGCUGCCGUAGUGGCUAAAGAUAGAAACCCUGAGCAACGGGUCAUCUGUGUGGAAGGAGACAGUGCAUUUGGGUUUUCUGGCAUGGAGGUAGAAACCAUCUGCAGGUAUAACUUGCCGAUCAUACUCUUGGUGGUGAAUAAUAAUGGAAUUUACCAAGGUUUUGAUUCAGAUACUUGGAAAGAAAUAUUAAAAUUUCAAGAUGCUACUGCAGUGGCCCCUCCAAUGUGUCUUCUGCCAAACUCGCACUAUGAGCAGGUCAUGACUGCAUUUGGUGGCAAAGGGUAUUUUGUACAAACACCAGAAGAACUCCAAAAAUCCCUGAGGCAGACCCUGGAAGAUGUCACUAACCCCUCUCUUAUCAACAUCAUGAUUGAUCCACAAGCCGCACGGAAGGCCCAGGAUUUUCAGUGGCUGACCCGCUCUAAUAUGUAAAUACAGAUGCCAGUGGGUGGUAUUGAGGAAUUUUCUCUUUUCUGCAAGAUGGAAUUUUAUUUGCCACAACAAAAUUACUAUAAUGUUAAAAUCAUGCAAAGAAAAAUAAAAA
Messenger RNA from Cynocephalus volans (Philippine flying lemur), 1863 nucleotides. It is a transcript of the gene HACL1, whose product is annotated as 2-hydroxyacyl-CoA lyase 1. Bases 6 to 1751 code for a protein of 581 amino acids. The transcript is spliced from 17 exons. The record is from RefSeq and is a predicted model, not a curated record. Gene Ontology annotation, molecular function: thiamine pyrophosphate binding; magnesium ion binding; catalytic activity. NCBI's taxonomy places the organism in Eukaryota, Metazoa, Chordata, Mammalia, Dermoptera, Cynocephalidae. Gene Ontology annotation, biological process: fatty acid alpha-oxidation. Gene Ontology annotation, cellular component: peroxisome.